This is a messenger RNA of Nannospalax galili (Upper Galilee mountains blind mole rat), 1621 nucleotides long. It is a transcript of the gene Tspan10, whose product is annotated as tetraspanin 10. Gene Ontology annotation, cellular component: membrane. Bases 32 to 1045 code for a protein of 337 amino acids. The transcript is spliced from 3 exons. NCBI's taxonomy places the organism in Eukaryota, Metazoa, Chordata, Mammalia, Rodentia, Spalacidae. The record is from RefSeq and is a predicted model, not a curated record.
CCUGUCCCUGUGGCUUUCCAACACAAGGAAGAUGGAGGAGGGGGAAAGCAGUCCCUUGUUGUCUCAGUUCCUCCUCCUUCUACAGGACACUGCUGGCCAAGAGCAGCCCCUCUCCAGGAACAGUCUAUCUACUUCAAGCCGCCCAGGUCCAGUACCUCAGGAGGACCAGGUAGGGGCCUGGAGCUCCAGAUGCUGUCCUGGGACCAAGCACCAGGCCUGGAAGGGAGGCCAGGUCUCCUCCCUGCCCCUUUCCACAGGGAGCAGCUGUGUCAAGUACCUCACUUUCCUCUCCAACUUCCUCUUCUCCCUGCUGGCCCUGCUGGCCCUGUUUGCAGGACUCUGGGGCCUGGCUGUUAAGGGGUCUCUGGGGAGUGGCUGGGGGGAACCCCUGCCCACAGACCUUAUGUUGGUGCUGAUGCUAGGGGGUCUGGCAGUCAGUGUGGUGAGCCUGUCUGGCUGUCUGGGUGCUCUCUGUGAGAACAGCUGCCUACUGUGCUGCUACUGUGGGGCUGUCCUUAUCUGCUUGGCACUGGAGGCCCUGGCCGGAGCCCUGGUGGUAGCCCUCUGGGGCCCACUGCAGGAUAGCCUGGAGUAUGCCCUGCGUGUGGCCAUCAUCCACUAUCAGGACGAGCCAGACCUGCGCUUCCUCCUCGACCAAGUCCAGCUGGGGCUGCAGUGCUGUGGGGCAGUAUCCUACCAGGACUGGGAACAGAACCUGUAUUUUAACUGCAGCUCUCCUGGGGUGCAGGCCUGCAGUCUUCCUGCUUCUUGCUGCAUUGACCCCCAGGAACAGGGAGCGUUGGUGAACACUCAGUGCGGCUUUGGGGUGUUGCGUCUAGAUGAGGACACAGCUGGACGAGUAGUGUACCUGCAGGGCUGCCAGCCAGCGCUGCAGCAGUGGCUGCGAGAGAACAUGUGGGCCAUGGGCAACUGUGCCAUCGUCAUUGUCAUGGUCCAAGGAACUGAACUCCUGCUAACCGCCUGGCUGCUGAGGGCCCUGGCUGCACGAAAGGCAGUAGAGGACACACAGCCUGACCCUCUGUGAUCUUCCUGCAUCACCUUACCCACUGGACAGAGCUGAGAAGACACUGUGGUACAAGCCAAACUCCUGGCUUCUCCUCAUCUCCCAGGAAAGGUGUCAGAGUAAAACUCCCAUGGAACAGACCCUGGGGCCUCCUCUCUGGGCCCAGUGCCUCUGUCCUGCAUCUGUUGGUCCCCAAGGCCUAGCUAGACUAACUGUGCUCCUCCCAUAUUUCAUUUUUGACUUCCCAGGCCCCUCCUAAGUCCACACCUGCCCUUUGCAAAGGCCACUGUGGUCUGUGUCUGACCACACCAGCGUCCUACCAGAUUGGCAAGAAGAGCAGGAGCCAGGGUUCCUGCCUCUAACCUUGGCUGUCUACCUUGGACAGGCCAACACUAUCUGGCCCCAGGUCUCCAUUUCUUCACUGCUGGCCUCUCAUGAGGCCUUUUCCUGCUUUCUGAUCCUUGGUGAGAUGUAGGGAGAGGCCCAGGCUGCACCCUACAGAAAGUUUUUUUGCGGGGGAGAAAUAAUUGUUUGUUGGAGUAAACCAUUUGUAUUUGUAUCGUAAACUACAGGUCUCAAAGUACACUAGGAUCAUUU